Lineus longissimus is the source of this 8133-nucleotide messenger RNA. RefSeq lists its product as uncharacterized. The coding region runs from base 1 to 8133 and encodes 2710 amino acids. The transcript has 42 exons. Lineage: Eukaryota; Metazoa; Nemertea; Pilidiophora; Heteronemertea; Lineidae. The record is from RefSeq and is a predicted model, not a curated record.
AUGGCCGACUUGAUGAAUAGCGUCAAAAGCAUAGUGGAGAAGAAGACAUCUCUCCGCGGUGGCUAUUUCAGGCCAGCGGUACUUAUGUUGGGUAGCUGUACCCCCGAACCUCCUGAGCAGAGAGUAGUGAUGGAUACUGUGACGUUCUUGUACAACAAUGGAGUGAGAAUGUAUUAUGGGAGUGUUGGCAAUAAAGUCGACCUGAACUACAUGAUGGGCAUCGCCUGGAAAGAGAUGACAUUCUAUCUGUCGCCUGAUUUGAAUGAAGAACAACUGAAGGAGAGGACAGAUUUCGUAAUGACAAGGAUAGCAGAAGAUGGUAAAUGCAAAUUGGAGCAAGCAAUGAGUGAAAACACUUGUACAGCCAUCACAUGUGGGCAAGGCUACACGUGGAAUGGAAAAAUGUGCACAGAAGGAAGACAAUUAAAUGUCAAAGUGGACCUCAUCUUACAAUUAGAUGCCUCGAGCUACACCGGACCAGUUUUCUACAAGGAAAUGACUGAGGUACUGAAACAACUUGUUGACUACUUUACCAAAAACGUUCCCCAGCUGCAAAUCGUUGUGGUAUAUUAUGCAUCCCAAGCAUCAAGUACGAGUCUCCUAGACGCCGGUCGACUGGACCUACUGGCGACGUUCAAGCAGAAAAUAGCCAGACUGCCCUACCAAGGAAGUUUACCGAAGGUUACCGCAGCCCUUGACGAAAUUGUAAAACUAAAGACACUUCGUGCGGAUGCAAAGAAGUUGGUCAUGUGUUUAGGAAGCUGCACCCCAGAGCCAACUGAAUUGACAGCAAUGGUAAAAACAUUCAAUAACAUCUACAUGGCAGGCUACCAGAUUUACCAGGUUCGUGGAGCAGUGAUGUUGAACCCUGACAUGCUAAAGGGUGUCUUUGCAAAUGUCAACGUGUUUCCGUUGAAGAUAAAGAGCGCGAGUCACAACAUCAUACGUCUUGCUGAGGAAGUGUUCGACAAAUUCGAAAAAGAAAUUCGUUGUCCUGCAUCAGACGUAGCAUAUUUACCAUUAUGUGACGAUUCACUAAAGCGACCGGUCAAACUUGACCUGUUCAUCCUGUUCGACGGUUCAGCCUUCACCGGUAAACUGGCCGCAGAUCCGUCUAAGGCGGUAGCUAAAUACAUCAUCGACCAUCUGAUCUUAAACAGCACUAAUACUCAACUUACCCUUUUGUACUACACACACCAAGUUAAAGCAGGAUACUUAUUAAAUGACCCAGAAAAAUUAGCAUUCAUCGAUCAGUUCCGGAAUUUGCCAAUCACCUUGCACCCACCAUCCAUGAAUCAAGCCCUGAGUGUGCUGAAUGAUAACUUAGAGACAAAGAAAAACGUUAGAAAUGGCACGAAGAAGGCUGUUCUGUUCUUAGGAAGCUGCACGCCCGUUCCUGCCGAGCAAGUCCUCAUUCAUGAAAACCUGAAACGCCUGUACCAUUCGGAUGUCAGGGUGUACGGCGUACCUGUCGGCCAACACGUGGAUAUGACAUACUUGCCCGAAAUUGUCUGGGAACAGAACCAGUUCUUGGUGACGAAGAACACAACUGUCAAUGCCAUUGGCAAGCUGAUCGUCGAUAGGCUUGCUAAUGAUAUCAGCUGUCCUGAAAACAAGGUGUAUGAACGGGGGUCCUGCAAUGACAUCCGUUGUGAGAAGCACCAAAAGUGGGAUGGGAAGAUGUGUGAAAAAAAUGAGCUCCGCAGUAAUCUUGAUCUUGUGGUGUUGCUGGAUGGCUCAACAUAUACGGGAUUAGCAGCUUUGACGAGAGGCAAACAAUUUAUCGCAGAGAUCCUCACAAACCACUUCACUCACCAAGAAUACGUUCACAUCACCCUCAUCUACGCUGGCGAUGUAAUUGCCACUUACAACUUCAAUGGCCUAUUCACGGCAGAUAGUGUCCGUGACCACAUAAAAACUGUCAUGGCUCUACCACCUGGUACCAAAGCAUCCAUGCUAGUCCGUGAUCUUAAAUACGUUGUAGCCAAACUUAAAAAUCGCGACGUCCAUUUGAAGACCCCGUUUGCGUUCCUGAACGUUGGAAGCUGCUCACCCGAGAAGAAAGAAUGGGCGGAUGCAUUCGAGUUGAUGGCGAGCAUCUAUAACAUGGGUAUCAGAGUGUACGCUGCACCUCUUGGGGUGACCUUGGACAAGGAAUUCAUUUACCAGACUGUAUGGGAGUUGAAUACGUUCUAUCUGAAUCAAAAGACUGAUUUGGCGAGCAUGGCGACUGAGCUAGCAUCCAGAGCUAAUGAAGACUCCAAGUGCAAGUAUGGUUAUGUGUCACCCAGAGGAAUCUGCGUCCCAAUCAAAUGCCGUGUUCGAUAUCGAUGGUUGGAUAAAAUGUGUGUCAAAAAGAUAUACGUGGCGAAUAAAAAGUUCGAUAUCUUCAUCCUCUUGGACGGUUCUGGCUACACGGGCGUGGAAAACUUUCACAAGGCACGCGCCUUUGUUAUGGAACUAGUACAGCUGUAUAAAGUAGGGAAGGACCACCUCCGAAUCAUUGUCAUCUACUAUGCUUCACAGGUUACAGUCCUGAGGAUAGGAUUCACCGUACCUAGCCAGAUCUUGAUUGAUAAGUUUAUACUGACUCUAAAACACCUGGAGGCAGAUAAAUACGCACCUCAAAUGGUAGCCCCAAUGGAUGAAUUGUUUCGAGAAAUUCAAAAGAUCCCAAAACGGCAAGCAGUACCGAGCGUGAUACUUCUUAUCGGGGCGUGUCGGCCCGUGCCAGGACAAGAAUUGCGCAUAAGGUCUCGCUUUAGAAAAUUGUACAAGGCUGGAAUCCGUGCCUAUACCAUUCCCUUGGGGAUCAUUCAGAGCAGGUAUUUCAGGAUGAGCAUCGUCCCGGAGCAGAAUAAUUUCCGGAUUCCACACAAUCAGAGCCAACAAAAGUUUCUCCAUUUUGUCCUCGACCGAAUGCAAAGGGAUGCCGGGUGCCCCAUUGGACAGGUUGCUCCGAAGGUUGCAUGCGAAGCCACCAAGUGCGAGAUCUACCAGAAGUGGGAUGGUAUCAUGUGUAAGGAUACAGUCACGGCAGGAAAGAGUGCCACAAAGAAAAUAGAUCUGUUUAUAAUGAUGGAUGCUUCCAUCUACACGGGGGAAGCUGGCGUCAGACACGCCAAGGAUUUCAUUGUACAGUUUAUGCAGAAUUUUCAAAUAGAUCAAACUGGAACACGACUUUUCAUCAUACGAUACGCUAAGAGUGUUGAAGUUCUAGAGGUGGCAACACUGACACCUGAUAUUACUAAGAAAGUGGAGAAUCUGAAUUACGAGCCAGCUAAGCCUGACAUGAUGAAGGCAAUGAUUGCAUUGAAUUCGGUACUGCGAACCAGCACUAACGUCAGGAGGGAGAAGGAUGUACACAAAGCUAUACUUUACAUAGGUAGCAUUCGAGCCCGGGAGGUUGCCGCAGCCUGGACAAUCUUAGCCUACUUCACUCAACUUUACAGACAGAAGAUCCGACAGUACGGACUCCCGCUCGGACAGCCGGCGCUGCAAUGGUUGAAGUUCCUCAUCUGGGAGCAGAAUACAUUCCAUGUGUCGAAGGUGAACACCAUCCACCACCUAGUGAGGCUAAUCGGAGUGAGGGUACAGGAAGAUACAACUUGCAAAUGGAACGAAAUUGACGAAAGAGGAAGCUGCAGGCGAAUUACUUGCUAUCCGGGCUUUAAAUGGGAUGAGAAAAAAGGAAUGUGUCUUAAAGGAAAAGGCUUUGAAUUCAAGUUAGAUGUGAUUAUUCUCUUGGACGGGUCAAAGUUUACAGGGAAGGCAAACCUAGAGAAGAUGAAAGUCUUCCUCAUAACUCUGCUGGAAAUGCGAGGCUUCUUCAACAGCGAUAUCCGAAUUAUUCUCAUCUUCUACGGCCAGAAGCCACAUGUCCUACUAAUGGACAACAUCAAGUCGACCAAGACUUACAUAGGUCAGAUAAAUGCUUUGAAAAUGUUAAAUGAGUUACCUAACAUGGCCAUUGCGGCGGACGCUGCCCACCUAUUCCUUCGCAAAAAAUGGAAGAUAAGACCGGGCCACGUUGGGAAGGUCGUACUCUACAUGGGGAGUUGUAAACCGGGCUCAGCGGAGGACGCCGCCGCCGUGACCAACAGUAUGUCAGCCAUGUACAAGGAAGGAGUUCGGCAGUAUUCCAUCCCAUUUGGCCUUGUACCGGAUGAUCAGUUCCAGCGCCACGUGUUCUGGAAAGAAGCAGUGUUUAAGUUUACCAUGGCCAAAGGAACGACUGCUGAGAGAGAUGUUGCACAUCUUCUGAUGAGGCUGCGAGCAGAUUCUACUUGCAAGCAUAUGAAUGUCAUGCGUGGAUCAGAUUGUAAACAUGCAACUUGCGCCUACGGACUGUCCUUCCGUGGACCCCUUUGUCACGAACCACCAAGUCCGUUCAAUACAAUUUUACUCUGUCCUCGAGGAACGAGAUACACACCGCAUGGUUGUAUUGGACUACAAACUGCUCCAUGUCCACCGCCUUUCCAGAAGACCGAGACGGGAUGUAUCUAUCAGUGUCCAGUGAACACAAUGAAGGUCGGACAGACAUGCGUUGCCAAGGGUGUCGGUGGGGCCAAGGGCACAGAUGACUGCAAGAAAACCCAUGAUGGAAAAACAUACAACGGCAAAGUGUCCAAGACAAGAAGCGGCAGGAACUGUCAGAGUUGGGCUUCACAAGUGCCGCACAAACACACUGAGAAUGUAUCAAACUUUCCCGAUGGGACCCUCGCCAAGGCAUCAAACUAUUGUCGUAAUCCGAGUGGUGCUCCGGAGGGUCCAUGGUGCUAUAGCACAGAUCCUGCUGUUCCAAAGGAGUACUGCAAUGUUCCCUUGUGCAGGGUCUUGGGAAGCGGAGGGAAGCUAUUUUCUGGGUGUCCACCAGGAUUCGACCGCACUUCAAAAGGCUGUUUGCUACAGUGUCCUUCUGGAUAUGUUAGAAAAGACGGCAAGUGCGUUACCGCACCCAAGACGACAAAGAAACCAACAACAAUGCCAGGUUUGCCAAAAGUGGGAAUGGCCACACCUCCUGGCCCACCAAAAGCAGCAGCACCAGCACCAAAACCUGCUGGCCCUCCAACGGUAGCGUCUGCUCCAACGGCAAAACCGGCUGUGCCGAAUGUUCCACAUCCGCAUUCAGUGAAAACAGCGUUUCCGAGGGUGGCAAAAGCACCGGCCAUGCUAAUAACGACAACAACCUUGAAACAGCUUCUGAAUCCACAGCAACCGGCCAUCACAACCGCAGUUCCAAAGCAAGGUCCAUGCCCACCACAUCAUGAAUUCACCACCAAAGGAUGUGUGCUGCAGUGCAAGCCAGGAGAAUCAAGAGUUAAAGGAGUCUGCAGAAAAGCCACGCAUCUGUCGUGUCCCCCAGGAAACAAACCUUCACCCAAAGGAUGCAUACCUACCAGCGGUAUCAAGUGUCCACCAAACUUCCAACCGGACGCACACGGCCAGUGUGUGCUGAAAUGCCCGACCGGAUAUGUCAGAACACAUGAUGGUUGCCACUUCAAAGCAACUUGCCCAGGCGGGCUAACUCUGUUACAUGGGAAAUGCAUAGCAAACAACCAAUACGCCGAUAUCGUCAUAGCGAUCGACCAAUCUGCGGAUCUCGGCAGCGUGAACCUGGCUCUGGUGAAGUCUUUCGUAGAAUUCUUCAUCCACGGUUUGGACAUCAGCAAAGACAAGAUGCGAGUGGGCGUGGUCGGCUUCAGUAACAACGUCUACAUCUACGGAUACCUCGACUCCUUCAAUGACAAGAAGGAGAUUCCUCUACGGCUGAUGUCGAUGAAGACUUUGGCCGGCCACGCUGACAUGGGGAAGCUGUUCCACUUCGUUGGGUCAUCUAUGUUUAAGACUAAAGGCGCUAGGGCUGGUGUGCAGAAGAUUCUGAUCAUUCUAGGAGGCGGGAAGUCUAUCAACCCAGCAAACGCCGCCAAGGAAGCAGCAGCGUUGAGGAAUCAUGCAAGGAUUUUCUACGUUGGUGUUGGGACUCACAUUGACCCGCAACAGCUGUGGGGCUUGACCUAUCAGGGUUACUGGUUCAUUGUCAAGCCCUCGGACUUGCUGGGUAUAGUAAGCAUCAUGGUAGAGAAGAUGGUCCUAGACCUCCGCUGCCAUAUUGGUUACCAAAUGGUAAAGUCAACCUGCUUCAAGAUGUUUAUCCAAUUCGUCUGCCCUACUGGAAUGGCGCGACAUGGUCACACCUGUACAUUCUAUCGGUGUCCUCCUGAUUACGUGCACGCUUCUGGAAUCUGCCUUCCUUCAAACUACCAACGGUUCUGUCCACCUGGUUACCUGUGGUCCAGCAUGGGACACUGCAGCGUGGCACCACACACGAUCUGCCCGCUUGGAACUCAGCAAAGCGGAUAUCGAUGCGCAGAUGUCGCCUGUUAUCACGGUUUGAUGAAGUAUGGACAGGUCUGUGCACCAACACUGUCACCAUUUCAACCACAUCCGUGGAUGCACCACCCUGUAGACCCGUUGGUUCACCAACCGCACCCGGCUCACGUCCUACAACGAAUCACUUGCCCACCUAACACAGUUACAGUGGGUUUCAAGUGUAGGGUACCAUGUCCAGCAAAUUCAGUUAUCGUGGGAGGUCAGUGCAAGGCGGUUGGACAAGGCAUAAAACCGAUUGCACCUGGGGUCUGUCCAGCAGGAUACAUUCUCCAGAAUUCAUUGUGCUCACAGACGAAGGUGGUCUUAAAUUCCACUUUAGUGUCACCAACUCACGCUUGGUCGUUGUACAAACAUCGUCCAAAAGUUGUAAUGGCAGCUCCUCCCCCGAAGCAAGUGCCACCGCCGCCACUGACUGAGGCUGAGAGGGAGCAAAUGAAGAUUUUGAGGAGAUCAAAGGGCCACAAUUCCGGAGCUGCGAGUGACCAACAGCAAGCAUCAACUCCAACGAAAAACCCACACGAAACGGUGGCAAUGCCAACGAAACAAGCUCAACCAAAAAGGAGUAAACACGCAUUUCCAUUGCUUUCAAAUGACGUUCCAAGAAAGCCUGCAAACCAGGACCCCGAUGCCUUGCAAAAGAUAUUGGCUGAGAUAGUCUCUGAUGAGUUUCGACUACCCCAGGAUCAAUCAAAGGGUGAAUCCACUGGAACAGCCAAACCUCCUGGUUAUGUAAAAUUGUCAAGCCCCAAAGAGCCCACUUUGCAGUCGCCACUUCAGAUACCAGCUGCCAAGGCCUUCACGACAGGGAAGGUCACUUCGGCACUAAAGAGGGGCGUGACUGUUCCAGCAGAACCAUACAAGGCUGGUAAGGGUCCUCCUGGAUUCAAUGUUAGAGCGGCGAUGGACAAGAAGAAAAUUGCAAAGAAACGUAUUGGUGAUCAUGAGGAUAUAUUCCAUGUGCGACCACCUAAGCCAUCCAGAUUCUCACCCUUGGGUAUAGGGGAACCAAAAGAUCAAAUUGCACCUGUCGACCGGCAAAAGUCACAACAGCUCCAUUCUCAUAUUCAUACUGUACGAAAUCGGACUUUCAAAGGUCAGUCUCACGUCAAGGUGUUGGACUUCGUCAACCAGAGAGUCGGGGCCAAACCAAAGUUAGUUGGUCAAGCCAGUCAAAAGAUUCAACGAAAACCCCCCACAAAUUUGACGCCGGCCAAGAGGCAAUCCUCGAAUGUUGCAGCACAAAGACCUCAGUCACCAAUAGCGAGAGUACCUGGACCAGCGUCACCACUUCAGAAUGUUCCACAAAAACCGCCAAUUAAACCAGUUUCGGGUGAAACAAUUCGGCCGCUACGGCCAACCUUUUUGACCGCAACUCCCAAGGUCUUGAAUGUGGUAGCUCCGAAAAAGAUUGCUUCGACACCAAGAGAGAUCAGGUAUUCAAACUUUGUGGCUCCAAUUGGCAAGCAGAAACCUUCGCUGAAAAUACCAAAGCCUUCGGGUGCAGUUGUUGGGCAGACACCUGCAAAUUCGCCGCUGAAGAAGCCAGUGCAAUUUGGAGCUCCUCGGAGCAAGAUCAAUCCACCAAGGAGAGUCAUGCCACCUAAGUCACCCAUGCUCAAUAAUGACCCUGUUGCUUCGUCGAUACCGAACAUCCCACAGGUACCAGGGAAGGAGGUGCCAGACAAGAAUGCACCACAUCAAGCAAAACAGGCUCCUUCAUUGGCAGGGAACCUAUUGUAA